CUCGUUGGCGCCGGGAUUGGAGGCACGGGAGGUCUGGUGAUGUCUGGUUCCAAAGUAGUUGAGAUAAUUCUCACGAAGUUAGGAUUAAAAGAAGUACAAGAAGCCAUUGAUGUGGACAGGGAAGCUUGUGCGCAACUGCAAGAAAAGUUGGAAGCUCUUGAGAACUUCAUCUACGACCUAGCAGAGUUUCUGAAACCUCUUCACGACGAUGCACAGUUAAAAAGAGAAUUAGAAGGCAGUGGUUUUACAUUCCUUCAAAAUUUAGCCUCAAGUGAAUUCGCGACUUCUCCCGAAGAGAAAGUGGAAUUCGGCGCCAGAUUCUUCCGGGUUUUUUCGUCCGCGGCGUCAGUCUCGGCCUCAGCGUUCGCUACCGCGGGAACUUUGGCGCGAAGCGCGGCUUUGGCAGGAACACGCGUUGCACACGUGGCCGGUUCAAUAGUAAGCGCGGCUCUUCUACCUUUGGACAUCACUUUACUAGUGAAGUCGUCUUUAGAGCUUCAAAGAGGCUCAACUUCUAAGGCGGUGGAAGAUAUCAGGCAGAUUUUAAGCGAGUUGGAAUGCCCAGAAGAGGAAGAGAUUCAACUCAUGGUGGAGAGUUUUAUCGACGAAAAGUUUACUGAGGCCUAUAAUGAUGACAUAGGCAAAGGCGAAGAUGACAAAGGCAAAGAUGACAAAAGCAAAGGCGAAGACGCCACAGGAAAACCAAAAAAUGGUGGCGCGAACAAUGAUUAGAUGGUUGAAGAGGCUGGGACUUUAUAGUUAACAUUUAAACUCACAAAAUCUGAUUCGUUAAUCUCCCUUCUGACUGUAGUAUAUUUUCUCAUAAAUUACUCAAGACAAUUUGGUGUUAAACAAGACAACCCUCCUUAGAUGAUAGGCUUAUAUAAUCUCAACAUCUGUUUGCUAGAUUAUGUAUCGCAAUGUGUAGGAGAAGUUACACGUUGAUCUAUUCUGGGAGGCUCAGCUUUAUCAAGUUUUAGUCGUUUCUGCGUUAACAAUUAGUUACAUUAGAAAAAUAUACUUUUUGAUGUAGAAACAUCUCGAUUAUUGACGAAAUAACUUUCAUACAAUUUGAGAAGAAAUUUGUCCUUUAAAUUUUUUUCCUAAAAGUGGCGCGUUACAGAAAACUGAAUUUAGAUUAACCUGAUGUAAAACAAAACGAGCUUAAAAUGAAAUAGAAAAUUCGAUUAAUGAAUGAGGGUAUUUAAAUGUCUUCGUAGAUAGACCUCACUAAUUUAUUAAAAUGUCGACGAAAUUGAGUAUCGUUGGAUGUUGGUAAAAAGUAAGCUAAUCUAGAAGACGGUAGUAUUUAAAACGUAGCGGUUUAAGUUAUUUAAAAGUUGUUAUUGGAAGUUGUCACACUACAAACUGCAUUCAUGAACAAGAUCAUUAAGAAGAGAUGCAGUUUAUUUGUGCUGUUAUUUACUGUGUUAGACGCUAAGAUGAGAAAGGUUAUCAAGGCGGGAGAUUAAUAAAUUCUUCUGCCUUGCUUUCAAAACUGUACUUGCCUUUAAAAAUUUCUCUAUCUACUAAUAGAGAGGAUACGGAUACGAAACUACCAUGGUGCACGCAUAAGCCACUAACCGCUCUGUUCACGUGCAACUCUAACAAACAUUGCCUGUUCUAAAGAGCGAUCUUUCACCUUUUUUCGACCAAGAGGGGCAAACAAAGGAACACAUUUUUCUUCUAAAUGGAGGCCAUUGUACUUAUUUCCUUACAAAUUAUUUUGCAGCGAGCAAAAAAAUAUAUAUAAACAGUAGCAUUCCCGCCUUGUUACGGUUGAAUUUGUAAGAGUUCUCUUGUACGGCUUUUAUAGUUCUACUACCAAAUGGCUCUCGGUGAGUCUUUCCAAGUCCGUUCAAUUUGGACAUUUGUACCUUAAAAUGCACAACAGAAGCUGAAGGAAUUCAAUGAAAAAAAGCCCCAUCGAACCCUCAUGUGUGUAGUUGAAGUAUCUCCUUCGAAAUUAUGGAGGAAAGACCAGAUCUACUCACGCCAUUGCAGCAAACAAACGAGCAAAUUCUCACUCAAAAAAUUUUGAAAUAAAUAAAAAAAUUGGAAUUUACUUACAAUUAUACUUUCCUUGCCAUUUACUUACUGAACAUAGGUAAAUCUUCCUCAUUAAUUAAUCGUCGAUGAGAGUGAAUAAUAAUUUCCGUAAGAUCGUUGACUGCUUUUCAAGAAAACAUUGUCGUGACAGGCCUUGCAAAUCUAGUUCCGUUGUUUUUUCAAAAGUGUGCAUCCGCUUUUUUUUUUUACGCGCUCUCUAAUUGACCGGUGUCAGAUUGUAACAGAUACCUGUAAAAUAAUGUUUCAAAGUUCGUUUAGAAGCCUUUUAAAAUCACGUUUAUCAUUACGCAAAUCAAAAUAUUUCGGGGAAGCAUCUCUCUUUAAUUUGCAUUACCUCUAUUUAAACUACCACAUACUCGCUCAAAAAUUGUUCAGUUUAUGGAAGAUCUUGCCGUUACUACAACCCUCCACUAAAUCAUUCGGGUUUUUUUUGGAAAGAAUUUCGUUAAGCUUAAGGAAAAAAAAGUGUUAUUCACCAGCCUAAGUCGGUCCGUGUCGGGAAAAACUGCGCCCUCAGUCUUGAGUACGGUUUUCCUCAAUACAGACCUUCCAGCUGGCGAAUAACCGUGUACUUCUCAGUUCUUUAGCAGAUCCACGCACCGUACAUUCAUUUUCGGACCAGUAUUCAUUCUUUUAAUGGAAUAUUGAAGAAAACCACCCUUAAAAACCACCUUUAAGAGGCUGCACAUGACAGAAACAAUCCUUUCAGAAUUGUUCACGUUUAUUUGUUAUUUAUUAACCGUUUAUUUGUAUGAUAUCAGGCAUCAGACACGUGCACAUGCGCUUGUCGUGUGUUCAGUAUGCAAAUAAAAAUCAAAGUUUCUGGGAAUUGACUCAAUUUGAGUCACUCUGUUACGGCGUACUGGAUAUAUGAAUACGAGUUAUCCAUAAAAGAAUGAAUUUUCAGGAUCUUGAGUCGUUAGAGGUGGAUUGGAACGACGGACAAAGGUUUGUUCAAGAAUAUGUGUAUACCUGUACGUCAAGAAUGAUGAAAUAUUUUGAAUUUUUCGAGACCAUUACGCUCUAACGAAUUCACGAUCAAACUUGCGGAAGGAGGAAGUUUAUCUGUAGACUUCUAAAAUAUUUCGUGGUUAUUCAAACAAAAUCUUACAUUUCCCACCAAUCAACAUUGUUUAAAUCCAAUUUUGAAAAACAGCAACGAAAAAGCGACAAUCUCUCUCCAAAAUCGUGUUUUUGGACGUCGAAACAAAUUUGGCCCUAUACAGUCGAACCUCGAUUAUUCGGACCUCGAUUAUCCGGAGUUCUCGACUUUUUCUUUGGUCUCACAUGAGGAGCUUUGGCCCCGAAAAAAAUUCGCAGCAUGCAUUCUACGGAGGCGUUAUAUUUCUGUCAUCAGUGUAGAGAAUUACAUCAACGUUUGCGGUCGGUAGGUGUCUGUGCGGUUACUUAAACCUGUUGAUUAUAAGUUAAAGGUUCACCUAAUUAUUAAUACUGCAUCUAUGCUCGAAUUUCAAUUACGAAAACACAAGAAAUCUGGCAUUAAAAUCACUUGGCGCGAUCUUAUCAUGGAGGCUGAAGACUUCGAUCGAUCGGCUGAGCUUUCUAUAGUUACGGGAUCCAAUCUCGACCCCAAUAAGUCCUGGUAUGUGCUAACGAAAAGUUAAUGUGAAAUCAGGCCGAAAGCUUUUGCAAAGAACGAAUUGUUUCGUCGAUUCCGCGAUGACUACAAUACGUUCUGUCCGGCCAGCAGGUCUCAAGCGCGCCAACAAAGGCUAGCUGUUCGUUCAACGCCAGGUAACCAAAUAACAUGCAUGUUAUAUCUUCAAUUGGUCUCCAUGCCAGAUUAAUUAGACAGGGAGAAAUCCAGCAGAUGGAUUCGUAAGGUCUCAAAAUAUAAUCUUGUUGUUUAUGCGGUAAAUCAAAUCGCCCUCGACCGUACACUUUAGGCGGGAAAUGCUUCCAGUCGAAAUAUCAUGGGAAAUUGCAAUGAUGUCAGUCAAGAAUAGCCGAGCUUGACAAAGACAUUCGGGAACUAGUAAAUGAUAAUAAUUAUAUAAGUAGAUGCCUCAACUUUCAGUCAAAAGAAAGAGUCCAGACAAACAGCGGUCUCCUGAUAUAAAUUUGUGUGAAUUCAAUUUUUCGUGCCCUCUUGGGUAGUGUAUACCUGAAGGGUUAUUUAAAUCUCUUGCAUACCCUCUUGGAUAGUGUAUACCUGAGGAUUAAUUUUUAAUAUCUUCUAUACCCUCUUGGGUAGUGUAUACCUGAGGGUUAUUUUAAUCUCUUGCAUACCCUCUUGGAUAGUGUAUACCUGAGGAUUAAUUUUUAAUCUCUUCUAUACCCUCUUGGGUAGUGUAUACCUGAGGGUUACUCUUAAUCUGUCCUAUACCCUCUUGGGUAGUGUAUACCUGAGGGUUAUUCUUAAUCUGUCCUAUACCCUCUUGGGUAGUGUAUACCUGAGGGUUAUUUUUAAUCUCUUGCAUACCCUCUUGGAUAGUGUAUACCUGAGGAUUAAUUUUUAAUAUCUUCUAUACCCUCUUGGGUAGUGUAUACCUGAAGGGUUAUUUAAAUCUCUUGCAUACCCUCUUGGAUAGUGUAUACCUGAGGAUUAAUUUUUAAUAUCUUCUAUACCCUCUUGGAUAGUGUAUACCUGAGGAUUAAUUUUUAAUAUCUUCUAUACCCUCUUGGGUAGUGUAUACCUGAGGGUUAUUUUUAAUCUCUUCUAUACCCUCUUGGGUAGCAUAUACCUGAGGGUUAAUUUUAAUCUCUUCUAUACACUCUUGGGACUUGAGUAGUGUAUACCUGAGGGUUAUUUUUAAUCUCUUGCAUACCCUCUUGGGACUUGAGUAGUGUAUACCUGAGGGUUAUUUUUAAUCUCUUGCAUGCCCUCUUGGGUAGUGUAUGCCUGAGGGUUAUUUUUAAUCUCUUCUAUACACUCUUGGGUAGUGUAUACCUAAGGGUUAUUUUUAAUCUCUUCUAUACCCUCUUGGGUAGUGUAUACCUGAGGGUUUUUUUAAUCUCUUGCAUACCCUCUUGGGUAGUGUAUACCUGAGGGUUAUUUGUAAUCACUUCUAUACCCUCUUGAAUAGUGUAAAUCUGAGGGUUAUUUUUAAUCUCUUGCAUACCCUCUUGGGUAGUGUAUACCUGAGGAUAUUCUUAAUCUCUCCUUUACCGUCUUGGGUUGUGUAUACCAGAGGAUUAUUUUUAAUCUCUUGCAUACCCUCUUGGGUAGUGUAUACCUGAGGGUUAUUCUUACACUCUCCUAUACCCUCUUGGGUAGUGUAUACCUGAGGGUUAUUUUCAAUCUCUUCUAUACCCUCUUGCGUAGCGUAUACCUGAGGGUAUAAUAACCUUUUCUUAUCCCUCCUAACUCGGUAGUCGCGAAAGACGAUAUUCAUACGAGUGAAUUUGUUCCCAAUGACCUAAAAUGCAAUAACGAUGUUUUAGACCAGCUUCUCCCCUUUUAUUGUCGAUUUUGACAAGACUGAUGUCUUCGGAAAAGCUUAAAAUGCCGUUCCAAACUAAAACCUUCGCACAUAGAAGAUCAUUAUAAGAAUAACUGCAUUGCGCCGAAGCUUGAAGACUGAACAAGGCGACCACCAGUUGGAAGCGAUGUGUAUUCUCUAGAUUAUCUAAUCAACACAGUUUCUGGACUUUAAAAGUUGAAAACCAUGACCUGUACAAAGAAGGGUUUGUCGGAGUUAACCUUACGUAGGCCUAGGUCUUCGAUCAUGGAGGUGAAAUCAGCUUUACCGGUGCCGCUUUUUAGGCUAUUUUUGUGUUUCUUCGUUUUACGUGUUUUAAAUUGUUCCCGUUAUAUGUUUCUUUAACAUUUGGUAAGGAAUAUUUGUGGACCUUGUGUUAACGAUUUACUGUUGUCUUCUUUACGACAUGUAUUGUCUCUACAGAGAAAAUAAGCUUAGCGUACCGCCCCUUAAGUUUUUUCGAAUUAGACCCGUUAAGUUUGUAUGAGACAUUUCUCUGGACUCUUGUUUCUGGAAAAUGAGUGAACAAAAAUUGCAAAGUUGGAUUUUUUAAUGUUAGGAGUUAGUUUGUUGGCUGUAAACCAGUUAUAAAGGUUUUGUAGCUCAUUUUUUACCAUUGUCUAAAGAUCUUUCAGAUUUUUGUCCGCAUACAAAAUGUUAGUGUCGUCUGCAAAGAGGUAAAACCUAAAUUUAUUCAAGCAUCUGUGGAUAUCACUGACAUAUAGCAAGAAAAGCGAUGGUCCAAGAAUUGAUCCUUGAGGAACACCACCUCUAACGACAGCUUUGUCUGAUAUAUGAUAGCCUACUUGCGUUUUUUGCGUGCGAUUUUUGAGCUAUGAGGAGAAACAAUCAUUAAUUAACCCACGAAAGCCAUAGUGAUUGAGCUUAUCAAGCAAAAUGUCGUGAUCGACGGUGUCGAAGGCUUUUUUAAGAUUAAGGAAUACUCCACAAGAUAACAACCAUUGAUUCAUGUUUGUUUCUAUAUCAUUAACAAUGUCCAAUAUUGCGUGUUGGGUUGAAUGCCCCUUACGAAAGCCGUAUUGUGAGGAAUACAAAAGUUCAUGUUUCUUUAAAUAGCUCGUCAAUCUGUUGUAAAUUAUUUUUUUGAAUACUCUAUUAAAAUUUAAAAGUAAAGAGAUAGGUCUGUAGUUGUUUGCAUCUGUAUCAUCGGCGUAAUUUUAGCAAUUUUGAGCUUUGAUGGAUAAGUCCCUAAUCUGAUAGAUGUAUUUAGUAUCCCUGAAAGAACAGGGGCUGUGACGGCACUCGAACAUUUGAGUAGUUUGGUAGGUGAGGAGUAUAAACCAUAAGACUUAUCAUUCGGUACAAGUAAUAUUUCUGACAAUUCUUCGGGUAAAACAGGUUGAAAUAGGAAGGAUGAAAUUGGAGAUUUACACUUAUCAACGUAGUCUAGAUGAUGUUUUUGGGGAAUGGGUAGGUUAUUAGCAAGUCUGUUUCCGACUGUCGCAGAGUGUUCAUUAAUAAUGUUAGGUAUCCGCGAACCUUCCUUAACAAUUUUGUUACGAUUAUUAAUAAUCCUUUAGUGCAGAUGUGACUUUGAGUUUUGUUUCCGCGGAUGUAAAAGUUCGUUGCUUCCUUGUUGACCAUACUGUUUUCGAAAAAUGUAUCAUAAUAUCUCCUUUUGCUUAAGCGUAUCAGUGUACAAAUUUUAUUUCUAUAGUGUUUGCACUUAGUUUUGUCUCCAGUUGCAUAUAAUUUAUUUCUAACCUUAAUGGCCGCUUUAUUUCCAUUAGUUAUCCAAGGGUUAGGUAGCUGUUCUGCUUUGCGAUGAGACAUUUUUUUCAUUUUUUUCAACAAUUGUAUUAUACUUGUUGUAAAACGACGAAAACAAUUUGUUCACACAAUUUGUUCCAUUUGCAAUUAUUCGAUUCCAGUCAACUUCAGACAGCUCAUCGUUAAAGUGAUGUAGGUUACGCUGAAAUCUUGCAGAUAACGUGAUGAAUGGAAAAGUUAAACAUAGUCAAGCAGAUUCUAAAGUGCUUCAAGAAAGGAAUUUUAAAGUCUACUCUGGAUCACGUACACAAGUCUACACACCCUGCUUUAAGGGUCGUUUUCGUGAAAAAUAUUUGGGGUCUGUGAGGACCUUGAGUGGAGCUCUUAAAGAGAAGGGACAUGUGGCACUGAAAAGGGGGGGGGGGAAGGCACAGAGUUUUUAAGAGGAAACGGAGCGGAGAGGGAAUCACUUAUCGCCAGCAGAAUAUAAAAGACUGCCAAUAAACUGCUAGUAGGGGGGAGGAAUGGAAAGGAUAAGAAUAUUACAGAGUCUUAUGGAGGGGGGGGGGGAAAGGGGGGAAUCAGAUAAAUGUUAUCGAGACAAAAUCAAACUCCCUCAGCUUCCCCUCCCCUCUCUCAGGCCUCAGGCGAAUAAUACUGACCUAUCGGAAAGCAGCCCAGCACCUAAACAGAAUAGAUCCUUAAAAGUUAAAAUAAUUCUUUUUCUUCAUUGAAUAUUUGUCUUGCAGUAUUUUAUUGUCAGAAGAAGUUUAUGCCCAAGUCAUAACGAGAUUCCGAGAAUUAAACCGGUUGGAGGAAGAGUUGGUUGACACCUUUAAGCAGUGGAUUCCGAAGAGGAAACGCACUAUGGAAAAACUGGAGGAACUUGCAUCCAAAUUACACGGGCAACAUAUAAAUGUGAGUAAAUCGACCAUAGCAGGUGCUUCCGCGAGUACCGUAGGAGGAAUCCUAGCGAUAGCGGGCCUGAUCGCCACGCCCUUCACUUUUGGGGCCGGGCUUGUGGUCUCCCUCGUUGGCGCCGGAAUUGGAGGCACAGGAAGCCUGGUGAUGUCUGUUUCCAAAGUAAUCGAGAUAAUCCUCGCAAAGCUAGGAUUGAAAGAGGUUCAGGGAGUCAUUGACGAGGACAAGGAAGCUUGCACGCAACUGCAAGAAAAGUUGGACAUCCUUGGGAGGUUCAUCUCCGACUUCAGAGAAAUAGAAAGCAAUGGUUUUGAAUUUCUCCACAAUCUAGGCGGAGAGGAGUUCACGACUUCAACUGAGGAGAAAAUAAAUUUCUCCGCCAGGUUUUUCCGAGUGUUUUCGGGUGCGGCUUCGAUAGGGGCAGGAGCUUUUGCUGCAGGUGCUUUCGCUCGAGCUGGGGGUCUGGUGAGAGCGGGUGCUGCCGCGGGCGCGGGCGCGGCCAACUUAGUCGGAGGAGUUGCUGGCGCCGUGCUGUUACCUGUGGAUAUCUACUUGCUGGUGAAAUCGUCUUUAGAGGUGCAUAAAGGCUCAACUACGCAGGUUGUGGAUGACAUCAGAAAGUUACUAGACGAAUUGGAAUGCCCAGAGGAAGAGGAGAUUCAGGAGAUGGUAGGGAAAUUCAUCACCAAGAAAUUAAGGGAGGCCUUGAAUGAUGGGGAUUCAAACGAAAUAUAA
Pocillopora meandrina is the source of this 8900-nucleotide messenger RNA. The record is from the annotation of a GenBank genome assembly. Lineage: Eukaryota; Metazoa; Cnidaria; Anthozoa; Scleractinia; Pocilloporidae.